Python bivittatus (Burmese python) is the source of this 2340-nucleotide messenger RNA. The record is from RefSeq and is a predicted model, not a curated record. Lineage: Eukaryota; Metazoa; Chordata; Lepidosauria; Squamata; Pythonidae.
AUGGUCUCCAGGCUGGGCAUCUUUGGUGCACGCUACCAGAAUGCCUGCAUAGCACACCGAGAGGCUCCAGAUUCAGAGAAUAAAUGGAAGAUGAAGUUGAAUGGGAGUGAAGUAUUAGGAUUUCUGGUAUGGAUAUUGAUUGCUGGAACAGAAUAUUUCCUGUACCCUGUAUUUGGCUGGAUAAUGUUUGUGGCUGUGUUUUACUGGAUUCUUACACUCUUCUUUUUAAUCAUCUACAUGACAAUGGCAUAUACUAGGAUUCCUCAAGUGCCAUGGACCACAGUCGGUCUGUGUUUUAAUGGCAGUGCCCUUCUCUUGUACUUAAUUGCUGCUAUUUCAGAAGCAUGUGCAGUCACCAAAGAACUUGACAACCACAGUUACAAUAGUUGGGCAGCAUCUUCGUUCUUUGCCUUCGUUGUCACUUCCUGCUAUGGUGGAAAUACGUAUUUUAGUUUUGUAUCUUGGAGAUCACGGACCUUGCAAUAAGUAUUAUAUUUUAAUAAAAUAGCAACUCUGUAUGUAAAUGUUACAUAAUUUUGAUUAAAAUGUGUAGGUAAUGUGGUUUUUACUCAGAAGUAAAAACAAAUGGUUCCAUUUGCGAAUUAUGGAAAGGAUCAUUCACCUGACAGGAAUGGUUCUGCACCCUGUUCUCUCAUUAACUUCUUCACUGGGAAUAAUCAUUGCUUUUUGUGACAAAGCUGUUACCACAAACAAGAAGCAGAAGGAAAAAUUGAUGGCGUAGGAGAGAAGAGAAGAAAGCAUGGAAGCCACUCAAUGUUAUUUCCACUGAGGGCACUUCCAUACAAUAUUGUGCCAUUUUGAAAGCUGCUGUAAACCUCGGGGUUCCUGUCAACAGUGUUAGAGAGCUGUGCUAUCUGCAGCUCAGCUUUGAUGUGCAGUGGCAGUGGGUUUUAUUUUUGUUUUCUUGUGUUUGUAUACUGUGAUUCUUUUUCCAUUGGAGGGAACCAUUGCCUCACUCCUCCUGAUCUUCAGGCUUUGCAAGAGAAGUGUCAUCUUGAUGGAAUGACAGAGGGUUUGUCGAUUUCUCCUUUCAACAUGGGACAAGGCAUGAGAAGUCCAAGACUACUAGAGCUUUACUUUCCUUUUUUGUGUUAAAUGGUGAGGUGAUUUUUGUUGUUACAGCAAUGGCAGUAGCUUGGGUGAAGCAGUGAUUUUUCACUCGAGUUUCUCAGCAUUUCUACUUGACAGAAAUGGUCACAGAUCACCUUCAAACUGGUUCUGAAGGUUUGGGGAAUGAAAUCAACAGCAUGAAAGAGCCCUGAACCACAAUGAACAAACCAUAUGCAUGUAAAGCAUGUUAUACAAUCUUAGGCCAUGUAACCUUCUCCCCCCCCCCCCCCAUAGCUUGGGAUAACCAUGACUAAGUCAUCCAUUGGUAAGCAUGCUUAUGUGAAUUCAGCACUGGUAUGUUCUCAAUGACAAAACUAUAGUAUAAUUGAUCGUCUAUAGAUUAUAUAGAGUGUACAUCUAAGUAAACAUGGAAGCCUUGCAUUGUAAAUCUAUAGACCUUGGGCUGAAGUAAGCCCAACUGAAUUCCUUCAUAUUGAAUACAGAAUUCACUUAAUUCUUUCUGGUGUGUGUAUGUAGGACUGAAUUCUUAAUUACAUUUGAUGGCAUUAACAGCUGUGCCUAUGUGACAUGGAUGACCCAGUCAUAUCCUCCUCUGUAGGUUCACUCUUCUGGGUGCCAACCACACAUGGCCCAGAAUCACUAUAGCUAACAGCCCUGUCUUUAGACUUGCAGCAGUUCCCUUCUCCCUUCCAGCCUUACCUUCAAGUAAGUAGUUCAUCUAAUCUCGAGGGAAUCAGUUUUGUCCAAAAAAAGACCAGGCCUCUUAGUUUACCUGUUCCUCGCCCUUAGUCAUGACCCACUUAAAAUGUUUCCAUUCAAGCAUUGUACUAACAGGGCCACUGUAUGAUUAAUAUGGACUGAUUUAAAAUCUGUGAAAACUAUUGUAACAGGAAAAAAAAAUGUAUCUUCUCUCAGAUAAAAUACUGCAAAUAGAACAUGUUACUCUUUGUAUCAAUUCAUAUUUCCUUAGGUAGUGUACAGUACUGUAACAAAAUGAGUGGACUUCUCAGUUGUUUUCUUCAUAAAUACUCUUGUCCAAUCAUUCAUUUAUUCAUUAGCAAAAUCCACUUUUUCUUAGAACUUGCUCUUCCAAGCAAAUGUGUAUAAGCUUUCAAGGCUGCAGGCUUAUUACCAGUGAGAUAUAGAUGGGAAUAGUUUAUAAUUCAUUAGGGUACAUAUAUUUAGGAAAGUAACUGAAUAUAAGAAAUGCAUUACUGUAAUAUCCUUGCACAGAUCUGUAGUAGUAUC